AUGGGUAAACGCCGCAAGAACAAGGGAGGCAGUCCACAAAAGUCACCGCAAAAGCAAAGUCCACAAAAAGGAGCCCAGCAAUCGACUGCCUCCAAUACAACCCCUCCCACCUCCAACACGACGAAUGCCGCCUCUUCGAUCCACAAUCGACGCCGAACCCCAUUAUCUGCCUCUUCCACCAAGGGCUUGGGAAGCAGGGCACUGAUAAUCGUGGCCUGUCUGGGAUACUUUGCUCAAAAGCAACUGGCGCCGUAUUUUCUACCCUACGGCCCGGCCGUCAACAUGCAAGAGGGACCCCCUCGUUUCCAACCAGUCGAUCCCUCCAAUGACAAACUCCGGGGGAAGCAUGGCAAACUGACCAAAAUUUACGAACGAUUGGAACAUGAUGUUGGCGACGAUGACACGGAACCACUCUUACUCCAAGGCCCCGAAACGGUGCUCUUUCAUCCCAAAUCGGGAACCAUGUACGUGCUCACGCAAGAUGCCCUACUGGUCAGUCUGACGGAUCUAAAACCGCACAACAGCAAUAAUGAGGAUGAUGGCGCCACGACGAAAAUAGUGACGGCCAAGACCACCAAAGUGGCCAAUCUGGGUACCGGCCGACCCAUGGGAGCGCGAUUCACAUCCGAUGGGAAAACACUCUACAUUGCCGAUGCUCUACUCGGUCUGCUGCGCAUUGUCAAUCCACACGACUAUCCCAAAUCCAAAGUCGAAAUUGUUGCCAAUCAAGUCACGGACGGCAAUAACACAACCAAGAUACUGCAUGCCAACGACGUCAUUAUUGGACCUCGAAGUGGAAAAGUGUACUUUACGGAUUCUUCCGAUAUUGGGCCCGAACGCAUGGGGACACAACAAAGCUGGGACACCAUGUAUGCUGCCACCAUGGACUGGGCGCGUGGCAAACCAACCGGACGGUUGCUCGAAUACAACCCCAAAAACAAUCAACUCAAGGUUCUGGCAACAGGCUUGUGGUUCUCCAAUGGUUUGGGCAUUGAUCGAGAUGAAUCUUCCAUCAUGGUAGCAGAGACAUUUGCUGGACGAGUAGUCCGGUAUCAUUUAAAGGGUUCCAAAGUGGGUACUGUAGAGACUUUGGUAGACAGCACGGACCUGCCCGGGUUUGUGGAUGGGCUAGACUGUGGACCGGACAAGCAUUCCAAGUGCUAUGCAACCGUGCCGUCGGCUGCGGGUCGGUUCACAGAGCUUCACAGAAUAUGGCGCAAUCUGGUCUUGCUAUGGCCCCGAUGGGCAUUUGCACGAAACGGUGGCAGCCCGUAUGGUGGUGUGGUGGAAGUGGAUCCCAAGACCCAGCAGAUUCAAUACUUUCAAGAUCCCAAUGGGGCGGAUAUAGCUCAUGUGACUGGUGUCACGGUCUGGAAAAACAAACUCUACCUUGGGUCCUCGAAGAACAACUUUAUUGGGGCGUAUGAUUUAAAGAAGUAA
Seminavis robusta is the source of this 1440-nucleotide messenger RNA. The record is from the annotation of a GenBank genome assembly. NCBI's taxonomy places the organism in Eukaryota, Bacillariophyta, Bacillariophyceae, Naviculales, Naviculaceae.